This is a messenger RNA of Echinococcus granulosus, 582 nucleotides long. Its product is annotated as ADP-ribosylation factor. Lineage: Eukaryota; Metazoa; Platyhelminthes; Cestoda; Cyclophyllidea; Taeniidae. Gene Ontology annotation, biological process: vesicle-mediated transport; intracellular protein transport. Gene Ontology annotation, cellular component: cytoplasm. The record is from RefSeq and is a predicted model, not a curated record. The transcript is spliced from 3 exons. Gene Ontology annotation, molecular function: GTPase activity; GTP binding. The coding region runs from base 1 to 582 and encodes 193 amino acids.
AUGGGCCAGUGCUGUUGCCUCCUUUAUACCUACCUCUUUGAGGCACCCGUGAUAAGGGUUCUCAUGCUUGGCCUGGAUAAUGGGGGCAAAAAGACUAUUCUGGCUCAAAUCGGUAAUGUCAUCUCAUUUGAGCCCGUGAGGCACUUCCAGGUGGACACUGUGGACUACAGGGAGCUCUACAUCCGAUCCUGGGACAUUGGCGGUUUUUGGCAGCCUAAGACUUUGUGGAGGCACUUCUACCAAUAUACUGAAGCUCUCAUCUUCGUAGUGGACUGUGGUGAUUACGACAGAAUCUACGAAGCACGUGACGCCAUCCACGGGAUUCUUCGAAGCGCAGAAUUGCGCGGUGUCCGUGUUCUUAUAUUGGCCAACAAGCAGGACCUCAUAUACGCAAUGCCUGUCAGUCAAAUCAUGGAGAUACUGGAGGUUAAAAAGAUGCGUGGUCACGUCUGGUACCUGCAGCCAACUUGUGCAUUGACAGGAGCCGGGGUUUUCGAGGGCAUUGGAUGGCUUUACGACGAGCUAAUGCCUCAGAAAAAAAUAAUGAAAACCAAUUCCCUUAUUAAUCACCCCACAGGCUGA